Messenger RNA from Thamnophis elegans (Western terrestrial garter snake), 756 nucleotides. RefSeq lists its product as uncharacterized. Gene Ontology annotation, molecular function: ubiquitin protein ligase binding. Bases 1 to 756 code for a protein of 251 amino acids. NCBI's taxonomy places the organism in Eukaryota, Metazoa, Chordata, Lepidosauria, Squamata, Natricidae. Gene Ontology annotation, cellular component: autophagosome membrane; autophagosome; cytosol. The record is from RefSeq and is a predicted model, not a curated record. Gene Ontology annotation, biological process: autophagy of mitochondrion; autophagosome assembly; cellular response to nitrogen starvation. The transcript has 9 exons.
AUGCAAAGAUACCAGCGUGAAAACCGUCCCUUCAAGGAGAGGAAAAGUUUUGCAACUCGGAAAAAUGAGACAACAGAAAUUCGGGGGAAGUAUCCCAACAAAAUUCCGGUGGUAGUGGAACGUUACAGGAAGGAGAAGACUCUCCCCCAGUUGGAUCGGAUCAAGUUUUUGGUUUCUCCAGAUAUAUCCAUGUCUCAGUUUCUUUUCACUCUGAGAACCCGGCUGUCCCUCACAGCUACACAAGCCUUCUACUUACUCGUGAACAAUCAAACCUUACCUUGUCCAAGUCUGACUCUUUUAGAGGUCUACAAUGACAACAAGGAUGAAGAUGGCUUCCUCUACAUGACCUAUGCUUCUCAAGAGAUGUUUGGUGGAGGAGCCUCUUUGGAACACCAGUGGAACCAUCUCAAAGGGGCUCUGUUGCAGGACCACAGCUUCGCGAUCAGAUUAGCUGCCUUGUUAGAAAUGUACAAUCUCAGCAAGAUCACACCAAUGAUGGACGAACUAAUAGAAUCCAUGCUGAGAGACCCUUUCUAUUUUUUACUGGAUGGCUACCCUGGUGGAGAAGAAGUUGCUAGGCCUCACACUCACACUCAGAAGCCUUCUUUGGCAGUCUCCCACCACAGAGCAGUUCAUUUUUAUUCUGAAGCACAUGGAGCCUCGCGGGAAACUAUUCUUGCUGGCGCUGAACCAACUCCUCUACUGUGGGAACCAUCAUCCCAGGAUCGAUGUCACCUAGAAGUAGAGCAGCUGUGA